AUGGCAGUGAGCUCGAUCAAGAACUCGAUCGAGUCGAGUUUCGAACAAACGAACUCGAUCGAGCUGGGGACUGAGAGCAAGGAGCAAGCUCAAGGAGAUUGGUCUGAGCUUAAGGCGCCUAAAGUCGACCUCAAACCUUUGCCUGAGGGCCUCAGGUAUGCAUUUCUGGGUGAAAACUCAACUUACCCUGUCAUUGUGAACUCUGAUUUGGAACCUGAACAGUUGAGUGCUUUGCUUGUUGAAUUGAGAAAGUACAGAAAGGCAAUAGGUUACACUCUAGAUGAUAUCAAGGGGAUCUCCCCUGACCUAUGCAUCCAUAGGAUUCAUCUAGAGGAUGAAAUUCAUUGCGUCCCAAAGAAAGGGGGGAUCACUGUCAUUAAAAACGACAAAGAGGAGCUGAUUCCCACUAGAACAAUAGUGGGGCAUCGCAUGUGUAUUGACUAUAGGAAGCUAAAUUCAGCAUCUAGAAAGGAUCAUUUCCCUCUCCCUUUCAUUGAUCAGAUGUUAGAAAGAUUGGCAAACCACCCUUUUUAUUGUUUUCUUGAUGGCUACAGUGGUUUCUUCCAAAUCCCGAUCCACCCUAAUGAUCAGGAGAAGACCACUUUCACAUGCCCUUAUGGCACCUUUGCUUAUCGAAGGAUGCCAUUUGGGCUGUGCAAUGCUCCAGCUACUUUCCAGAGGUGCAUGACCUCCAUUUUUUCAGAUCUGAUAGAGGAGAUGGUAGAAGUCUUCAUGGACGAUUUCUCAGUCUAUGGAGCAUCCUUCUCCUCAUGUUUGUCUAACUUGUGCAGGGUGUUGCAGAGGUGUGAGGAGACCAAUCUAGUACUCAACUGGGAGAAGUGCCACUUCAUGGUUCGAGAAGGGAUUGUGCUUGGACACAAGAUUUCCGAGAAAGGGAUCGAGCUCGAUCGAGCUAAGGUGGAUGUCAUGUUGCAGCUCCCUGUUCCCAAGACUGUGAAGGACAUAAGGAGUUUUCUGGGUCAUGCAGGGUUCUACAGAAGAUUCAUCAAGGAUUUCUCAAAGAUAGCAAGACCCUUGACAAGGCUUCUGUGCAAGGAGACAGAUUUUGAGUUUGAUGAAGAAUGCCACAAGUCUUGGACCUUGCUGAAGGAUGCUCUGGUGUCUGCGCCAAUAGUACAAGCUCCAAACUGGGAUCACCCAUUUGAGAUUAUGUGUGAUGCAUCUGACUAUGCAGUAGGAGCAGUGCUUGGCCAAAAGAUAGACAAGAAACUCAAUGUCAUCUACUAUGCAAGCAAGACUAUGGAUGAUGCUCAGUGCAAGUAUGCAACCACAGAGAAGGAGCUCCUUGCCAUAGUCUUUGCCUUUGAGAAAUUUCGAAGCUAUAUAGUUGGAUCCAAGGUGAUUGUGCACACUGACCAUGCUGCCCUUAGGCACAUCUUCGCUAAGAAAGAUACAAAGCCAAGACUUCUCAGAUGGAUCCUUUUGCUUCAAGAGUUUGACAUAGAAGUUGUGGACAAAAAGGGAGUAGAAAAUGGAGUUGCUGAUCAUCUCUCUAGGAUGCGAGUUGAAGACAUGAUCCCCAUCAAUGAUUCUAUGCCUGAAGAACAGCUUAUGGCAAUCAUGAUCUUGAAGGAGAGUUUUGAUGAGAAAGCCAGGCUGGAAGAAGUUAAGGCUCUGCGUGAUGAGAAUUUGCCAUGGUAUGCUGAUAUAGUGAACUUCAUGGUGUCCGGAGAAGUCCCUAGUAGCUUUGAUGCUUACAAGAGGAAGAAAUUCUUCAAGGAUGCUAGGCAUUACUAUUGGGAUGAGCCUUACUUGUACAAGAGAGGACCAGACAGCAUUUACAGGAGAUGCAUAGCUGAAGAGGAUGUACAAGGAGUUCUAGAGCAUUGCCAUGGGUCAGCUUAUGGAGGUCACUUUGCUACAUUCAAAACAGCAACUAAGGUUUUGCAAUCUGGGUUUAUGGUGGCCUACUUUGUUUAA
This is a messenger RNA of Microthlaspi erraticum, 1941 nucleotides long. Lineage: Eukaryota; Viridiplantae; Streptophyta; Magnoliopsida; Brassicales; Brassicaceae. The record is from the annotation of a GenBank genome assembly.